AUGAAUCCUCGGGGCCUUUUGGCUUCAGCAGGCAUUAACAUAGGGCUAGCCUUGGUGGUUCUGAUUCUCUUCUCCAUCUUGAAGAAACAGCCAUCAAACGCUCCCAUAUACUACCCUCGUCCUCUUUCGAAACGACAUCCCAUCACCAUCCUUCCUCCUGAUCCUUUCUCUCCAUCUCGUUUCCUUCCUUCCUUUUCUUGGAUCCCUCGAGCCUUUCGUGUCACUGAAGAUGAAAUCCUUGAAACCAGUGGGCUUGAUGCUCUCGUUGUUAUAAGACUCUUCAAGUUCGGGAUCAAUUUCUUUGCUGUUUGCUCUCUCAUUGGGUUGUUGAUACUCCUACCAAUUAAUUAUGGUGGACAGAACGAUCCAUCUACAAGUUAUCAUUCCAUGGAUUCUUGCUCAAUAUCAAACAUCGAAAGAGGUUCUAACAUGCUUUGGGUGCAUGUUAUAUGCUUGUGGUUUAUAUCUUUCUAUGGAUUAUACCUCUUAUAUAAGGAAUAUUCUGAGAUUUUGGUCAAAAGGAUUCAAAAAUUGCAGAACCUGAGGGAUCGUCCUGAUCAGUUUACGAUUCUAGUUCGACAGAUUCCAUUCUGCACAGAGCACAAGGCUCGUGGAUGUUGUGUUGAUCACUUCUUUUCUAAACAUCAUACUUACAGUUAUCAUUCUUACCAAAUGUUAUAUGAUAGGAAAGACAUUGAAGUUCUGUUGAACCAGGCAAAACAUGUUAAGAGAAAGAUACAGGACUUGAGAAAGAAAUGCACUGUCAAGAAACAUAUUGGAGAAAUGUUGCUCUUGGAUGAAUGUCGAGAUGAAUCUAUGAAAGCUGCCCUGCUUGAGGAAAAGCUUCAGGAACUCUGUCAUAAGAUUCGUCAAUUACAGAGUGAAGACAUGCUCAAAGAAAGGGAAUUGCCUGUUGCCUUUGUCACAUUCAAAUCCCGUUGGGGAGCUGCAUUGGCUGCACAAACUCAGCAGCACACAAAUCCACUUUUAUGGAUCACUAGAACAGCUCCAGAACCGAGUGAUGUCUCAUGGAGGAAUCUAGCAACUCAGUAUAAAUUUUUGCCACUUCACAAAAUUGGAGUCAUUCUUGCAGCAUCACUUCUUACAGUUUUCCUCGCAGUCCCAGUCACAGCUGUUCAAGGGAUAGCUAAAUUUGAGAAACUCAAGAAAUGGUUUCCUCCAGCCAUGGCUAUACAAUUGAUACUAGGAUUAUCCUCUGUGGUGACAGGGUACCUUCCCAGUGCUAUCCUCAAAGGAUUCAUAUACAUUGUUCCAUUUGCAAUGCUUGCCAUGGCUAAAGUGGGUGGCUCUAUCUCGGGAAGCAAAAAGGAGAUCAAAGCUUGCAACAUGGUUUUCUAUUUUCUAGUGGGAAAUGUUUUCUUCUUGAGCUUGAUAUCAGGGUCCCUACUUGAUGAAAUUGGAGAAUCUUUUAGUCAUCCUAAGAAUUUGCCCAGUCAUCUUGCGAGUCUUGUCUCUUCGCAAGCAGAUUUCUUUAUGACAUACAUCUUGACAGACAGGCUCUCAAGAUUUUCUUUGGAGGUUCUUCAGCCUGGCUUACUCUUGUGGGAUCUUACAAAGUCACACACCUACUGCCGAGGAAAAGAGAAAGACCUAUAUCUUUACUCACUGCAAUACUUUAGAAUCAUCCCCACAGUCUCCCUGUCCAUCCUGAUUGGUAUAGUGUAUGCAGUUAUUGCUCCAUUGUUGCUUCCAUUUCUUUUUGUCUACUUCUACAUAGGCUAUGCUGUGUACAUCAAUCAGGUUCAGGAUGUGUACAACACUGUUUAUGACACAUUUGGUCAGUUUUGGCCAUUCAUUCAUCAUUAUAUAUUCGUCGCAAUCAUUCUUAUGCAAGUCACUAUGAUCGGUCUCUUUGGACUCAAGUUGAAACCAGCUGCUUCUAUAUCCACCAUCCCCUUAUUGCUGACCAUAAUGUUCAAUGAGUACUGCAAGAUCCGCUUUCUUCCUACAUUUCAAGGGUACCCUAUUCAGAAUGCUGUGGAAAAUGAUGAACUCGAUCAAAAAGGAGGUCAGAUGGAAGCUAGCUAUGGGAAAGCAGUUGGAGCCUAUCGCCAACCUUGUCUGCGUCCAGUGAGCUUUACACAAUCAGAGCGCAACUUGGCACAGCCAUUGAUUACUUCACUGUGAUUUUGCUCAAGAUUCUUUGCUCUUCCUUGUAUGUUUCCCCUCCCGCAACCUACUGAUUUUGCAUGUAAAAGUUGAAGAAAAAACAGUCAAUGCCUUCUGUACGAAGGAAGCCUGCAAUCUUUCAACUAUGGAUUGUGAUCCAAGUUAUCUCCCAACUUAAGUUAAUAGAUAUUCAU
Messenger RNA from Theobroma cacao (cacao), 2324 nucleotides. The record is from RefSeq and is a predicted model, not a curated record. NCBI's taxonomy places the organism in Eukaryota, Viridiplantae, Streptophyta, Magnoliopsida, Malvales, Malvaceae.